Ictalurus punctatus (channel catfish) is the source of this 2354-nucleotide messenger RNA. RefSeq lists its product as uncharacterized. The transcript has 6 exons. The coding region runs from base 404 to 856 and encodes 150 amino acids. NCBI's taxonomy places the organism in Eukaryota, Metazoa, Chordata, Actinopteri, Siluriformes, Ictaluridae. The record is from RefSeq and is a predicted model, not a curated record.
UUACAGUAGUCUCUCUCUCUCGCUCUUCUCUCAGGAUAGAUCAACUUAUUUCUCAGAGGUUGGCAGAACUGUGCAGAGAGUAAGGCAAUCCUGUGGCAACAAGAAGCUGCAGAUAUGCCAGGAGCACACGUGCCAUGCUGAUUCAAAGAGGAACAGUCAGUCGGCUGUGUCGGGGCAGUCUUAUCCACACAAGUCAUGCAUCUCCCAAGUGCCCUUAAGACUCCUAAUCAAAGUAAAUGGCCAGAGAGAUGGUUUGGGCAUCAGCAUUGCAGGAGGCAAGGGCUCCUUGCCCUACAUAAAGAAUGAUGAGGGGAUCUUCAUUUCCAGAGUGAGCAAAGGAGGGCCAGCCGAGAAGGCAGGGGUGCACAUUGGAGACAGAGUACUAGAGGUCAAUGGGCGGAAUAUGCAGGGGGUCAGCCACAAUGCGGCGGUCAGCACCCUGCGGCAGGCAGGCAGCUGUAUUAAGAUGAAAGUCCUGCGGCAGAGUCUUGAACCCGCAGAGGAUCGAGCAACCCAGGAGCCUGAAGAUUCAAAAACAGGGCUUUUGAUUGGUCACAAGGAGACUGAACUUGAUUACAGCUCUAUAGCCAACAGGACUGAGGCUGUGGUCUGCAAUGGCAAGGGCUUGAGUGACCUGGCACAAGAGAAAACACCAGGAAAAGACUGGCACGACUUGUUUAAAAACAACAGUCUGCGGGUUGGGCAACACAACAUGACGAUACCUCGGAUUAUUCUGACUCAUCCCUCUACCUCAGAUGAAGAUGUGGACGGGCUGGCACUAAGUGACCUUGAUGAAAUGAAUAAUCCUGAUAACCACAUCUAUUCGGACCUAAAUAGUGCCUUUUAUCCACCAUGAAAAAUUUGAACACACUGAUUACAUGAGAGACCCAGUCACACCAAUUUCUCUCUGUCCGUAAAGACUUAACCCUGUACAGAGGUGUAGCUCUUCUAACUGUGUUCAUUUCGCUGUCAUUGAUAUAAUGAAUGUAAUUUAUAUGUAGGAUAAAGUGUUAUUAUCUUUUCCUGGCAAUAAGACACGGUUAAUGUGGCACAUACUCGGCAAUUUGCGUUACCAUCAGCAUUACCCUCAGAUCUUAUUCACAUUUAAAAUACAGUGAAUUGUCCUUCAUAUUUGGGUGUCAAAAGUUAAUGAACUAAAAUGGAAAGUAGGUGCUAAUCAUGGUCUAAAAAGCAGCACAUGUUUUUCCUAAGUAGAUUAAACUGCAGUGCCUGGAGUUAUCAAGCUUGGCUGAUCACUGCCCAAUUAUUCUACCAGCCUUUGAGUUAUAUUUAAUGUCUGCAAGGCAUGUGGAUUGCAUCUGCAAGAAUGGAAAUUAUUUCAGGGUGUCUUGUUUGUGCUAAAGAGGGUCUUUGACGAAGAUUUUAAAGUGGAAAUUGAAGAAGCUGACCUCACAUGGAAAGGGAGACAGUUCAAGAGACUUUGGACCUUCGCCUUUGGUUUUAUACACACAGAUAUACAGUAUACAAAGGCUGUCUGUAGCAAUGUAAGGGCAAACAUACUCUAGCCUCGGGUACACAUAUUUUGAUAUAAUGGUUAGUUAGACUGGAGGCAUCUAUCAGCCCUAGUGUCCAUCCAUCCAUCCAUCCAUCCAUCCAUCCAUCCAUCCAUUUUCUGUACCUCUUAUCCUACACAGGGUCAUGGGGUGCCUGGAGCCUAUCCCAGGAAACUUGGGGCACAAGGUGGGGGACAACCUGGAGGGGGUGCCAACACAUUGCAGGGCACAAUCACACACCCAUUCACAAUUUAGAGAUGCCAAUCGGCCUACAACCCAUGUCUUUGGACUGGGGGAGGAUACCAGAAUACUUGGAAUACCCCUGAAGCAGGAGAACAUGCAAGCUCCAUGCACACAGGGGGAUGUAGGAAUCGAACCCCCAACCUCAGAGGUGCAAGCCAAACCUACUAACACAUUUUGACAUAUUAAAUUAAAUCUUAAUUAACCACCCAAAUGUAGUUUUAGGUACGGUUUGUGCUAUGUGCUUUUUCAUGUUGCAUAGUCCAGACAGAGAUCAGUUCAUCUUCAUAAUAUAAUGCUGUAUUACCAUAUUUUUUAAAACAGCCCCUUUAUUAAUCAUUUUGUGUUUUUAAUAUACACCAUGUUUAUACCUAUUUAAAAUGUAUUAAGGAAAUAAUAAAUAAGUAAUUUCAUGCCGAUAAUAGUAACACCUUGUGAAUUGUUUUCUUGACAUAGAAUCAAGCAACAGCCUAAUAAAUGAUAAAUGGGGAAUUUUUAAAAAGGAUGCUGCUAUGGUUACUGCAAAAACAUAUGGUAUCACCUUCCCAAAUAAAAGAUCAUAAAUACAUAUAUUUGAUAGAAAUCAUAAACAAAUCGCUG